Messenger RNA from Scomber japonicus (chub mackerel), 2157 nucleotides. RefSeq names its product UDP-N-acetyl-alpha-D-galactosamine:polypeptide N-acetylgalactosaminyltransferase 13 (gene galnt13). NCBI's taxonomy places the organism in Eukaryota, Metazoa, Chordata, Actinopteri, Scombriformes, Scombridae. The coding region runs from base 1 to 1671 and encodes 556 amino acids. Gene Ontology annotation, cellular component: Golgi apparatus. The record is from RefSeq and is a predicted model, not a curated record. The transcript has 11 exons.
AUGCGACGGUUCGUCUACUGCAAGGUGGUUUUGACCACUUCUUUAGUGUGGGUGCUGGUGGACGUGUUCUUGCUACUCUACUUCAGUGAGUGUAACAAAUGUGACGAUAGGAAGGACCGCUCACUGCUCCCUGCCCUCAGAGCAGUGAUAUCUCGAAGCCACGAGGGUCCAGGUGAGAUGGGAAAGGCAGUGAACAUCCCCAAGGAGGACCAGGAGAAAAUGAAGGAGCUCUUUAAGAUUAAUCAGUUCAAUUUGAUGGCCAGUGACAUGAUUGCACUCAACAGGAGUCUGCCGGAUGUGAGGUUGGAUGGCUGUAAGACCAAAGUGUAUCCAGAUGACCUGCCAAACACCAGCAUUGUCAUCGUGUUUCACAACGAGGCGUGGAGCACCCUCCUGCGGACUGUACACAGCGUCAUUAACCGCUCUCCCAGACACUUGCUAGUGGAAAUCGUUCUAGUCGACGAUUACAGCGAGCGAGAUUUCUUGAAGAAAAAGUUGGAGAACUACGCGCAGACUCUGGAGGUGCCUAUGAAGAUCCUGAGGAUGGAGCAGCGUUCGGGUCUCAUCAGAGCCAGGUUGAGGGGGGCAGCUGCCACAAAAGGUCAGGUCAUCACCUUCCUAGACGCUCACUGCGAAUGUACCAUCGGCUGGCUGGAGCCCCUGCUGGCUCGCAUCAAAGAGGACAGGACAGCAGUGGUAUGUCCUAUCAUUGAUGUCAUCAGCGACGAGACGUUUGAAUACAUGGCAGGCUCAGAUAUGACCUACGGUGGAUUCAACUGGAAGCUGAAUUUCCGCUGGUACCCUGUUCCCCAGCGGGAGAUGGACCGACGCAAGGGUGACAGAACACUUCCAGUCAGGACCCCCACCAUGGCAGGAGGAUUAUUCUCUAUAGACAAAACAUACUUUGAAGAAAUAGGAAGCUACGAUCCAGGCAUGGAUAUCUGGGGCGGAGAGAACCUAGAAAUGUCUUUCAGAAUCUGGCAGUGCGGCGGCUCUUUGGAGAUUGUUACAUGCUCCCAUGUUGGCCAUGUUUUCCGAAAGGCCACCCCAUACAGCUUCCCUGGUGGAACGGGCCAAGUCAUCAACAAGAACAACAGGCGGCUGGCUGAAGUCUGGAUGGAUGACUUCAAAGAUUUCUUUUAUAUCAUCUCACCAGGAGUGAUGCGGGUGGACUACGGAGACGUUUCUUCCCGUAAAGCCCUCCGUGAGGCCUUGAAGUGCAAACCGUUUUCCUGGUAUCUAGAGAACAUCUACCCAGACUCCCAGAUCCCAAGAAGAUACUACUCGCUUGGUGAAAUCAGGAAUGUUGAGACCAACCAAUGUGUAGACAACAUGGGACGAAAGGAGAACGAGAAAGUUGGCUUUUUCAACUGCCACGGCAUGGGUGGAAAUCAGGUGUUCUCCUACACGGCGGACAAAGAAAUUAGGACAGAUGACCUCUGUUUGGAUGUUUCUCGUCUCAAUGGACCUGUCGUCAUGCUCAAGUGUCACCACAUGAAGGGCAAUCAGAUGUUUGAGUAUGAUGCCGAGCGCCUCACCCUGCUGCAUGUGAACAGCAAUCAGUGUUUAGACAUGCCAUCCGAGGAAGACAAGAUGGUCCCCACCCUAAGAGACUGCAACAGCAGCCGCUCUCAGCAGUGGCUGCUCCGUAACAUGACCCUGAGUGUCUGAUCCCUCACCUGGCAACCCCCCCACCCCUCCACACACACACACUACCACCAUCACUCCGUCCUCAUGUUAACCAGUCCAGGCUCUCCACACCUUCACCAGGUGGCUCUUACCAUGCACAUUGCCUCUUCCUGUAACAGCCUGGCCAGUGUAUACGGAGAUUCAUUACGGAGGUGUCUGCUUUUACAACUCACUUCAGGGUUGAGAGAAGCUGCACCUGUCAUUCGGGCGACGUGACGAGCUGUAGCACUGGGGAUCUCGUCAUGUCCACAAAGGGAGAACGAUGUGUGAGGUCUGAUUGUGUACACAUGGAGAACACUGAUAUCAAACCACACACUGUGCGGACCAGCUGCUUAGCUGUGCAUCCACUGUGCUUCUCAGACUGCUGCUUAACUGGUGGACAAACAAUUAAAUUGAAGAGCAUCUAUAACAAGAACAUUUUAAGGCACGUUUCUGCAAUGGUCUGCGCUGUAAUGACCUUCCUUGUGU